Messenger RNA from Drosophila kikkawai, 7442 nucleotides. It is a transcript of the gene Pi3K68D, whose product is annotated as phosphatidylinositol-4-phosphate 3-kinase catalytic subunit Pi3K68D. Gene Ontology annotation, cellular component: plasma membrane; phosphatidylinositol 3-kinase complex; cytoplasm. Gene Ontology annotation, biological process: phosphatidylinositol 3-kinase/protein kinase B signal transduction; phosphatidylinositol-3-phosphate biosynthetic process; phosphatidylinositol-mediated signaling. The record is from RefSeq and is a predicted model, not a curated record. Gene Ontology annotation, molecular function: 1-phosphatidylinositol-3-kinase activity; 1-phosphatidylinositol-4-phosphate 3-kinase activity; phosphatidylinositol binding. NCBI's taxonomy places the organism in Eukaryota, Metazoa, Arthropoda, Insecta, Diptera, Drosophilidae.
UAUUGCUUGUUGCAUUCCGUUUUUUCGUGUUAUUCGUGUGUGACGUUAUUGCACACACAAAAACGAGCAUUUUAAUUUAGUUUAAAUAAUAUGUAAAUAGUACGCGGUAGUGCAAGAACAUAAGCUUAAGGAAAAUCGAGUUAAUCAGUAUUUUGUGUGUCCGCUUACGCUUUGUAUAUUCCGUUUUUGUGACUGUUUUAUGUCUGUGCUUAUGUGUUCGUUUAUGAGUGUGUGCGUGGUGUAGGUGUGUAGGAGGAGAAACACCUCCCCUUCCAAAAAAAAAGUUCAAAAACGAAACCUCUUUUCGGUAGUUAUAACUCGCAAGCUUAGAAAAGCAAGUUAAAACAACAAACGGUGGGAAAGACUCGGCUUACCCCGGUGGAUGAAACUAGAAGCCGCAGUAUAUUGGGCAACUGAAUAACGGAACCGAUAACUAGCGGAGGUGACACCUCAAAAAUUCGACGGAUCGGUAGAAUGUCAAAUCAGGCCCAGAUCGACUACGACAAGCAGUUCCAGGAUGACUUGGCCAAGGCUACGGCGCUUAGUCUCGAGCAACAAGCCCUCGACGACUAUCGGAGGAACAAGAAGUACGGCUCUGGUUAUCCUCCAAGCGCUGCUGGACGAGACUAUAAUGUGGCGCAGCGAAGUCAGAGCCUCAAUCAAGGGCGCAGGCACUCGGAGGUUCACCAGGCCAUCAGUACGUCAACGACAAAUGUGGAUCGUUCGCGCACACCGCCGGCCCAGGUUCCGGAUAACGACUUGAUCUGCUUUGCCAGUCCAACAAGCAAGCAACCAGAGAGUGCCACUCCCUUUGGGCGGCUCAUUGAGGAUCUGCAGCGAAUGCAGGUGCCUAGCAAUCCGCAGUCGGCUUUAGUGCCCAUGGGACCAGUGGCAGCGGCCCCUGUUUCGGUUCCCGCAUCAGCCCACUACGGUUAUCAUCCGCAUCAGCCUCAGGUUGCUCAGGUUCAACCUCCGCCCUAUGGUAUGGUGGCAGGAGCACCCGGUAGCAUGCAGUUGGUGCCAUACCAACCUGCUGCACAACAACAACAGAGGCCCCUAAACAACGAGGAACUCCAGCGUCUGUACAGCAUGCCCGCCCAGCUGGCCGUGCAACCCGUAGCGCAGCCCAACGCCUAUUUGUAUUAUCCAGGAGCAGUAGUCACUCCCUAUACGGCGCCCAUAGUUCCCGGAUCGGCUGCCUAUAUGCCGCCACAGUAUCCCUCGCAAGGAUACGGUUUCGGAGGGGCAUACACCCACAUGGACCUGAGGCGUCCACAAUCGACGCCCGUGACACCAGGUCCAGCCACGAGUCAUCACAUCCAACCGUCCAACAAUACUCCAGUUUCCUCCUCUUCGGUGGAGGCUAACGGAGUGGCCUUCCCGGCAAGGCGUCCAGUACCGUCCACUGCCAGUGUGGGCUCCCGUCCUGGGAGUAAUGGACAGUCUGGUCAACGCAGGGGCAAUGAUUUGAUUGACCUCAAUCAGGAGGAUUACUCCCGUGUGAGUGUUUUGGAGGCCUUCGAUCCCCUGCUGAACGACAAUACUGGAAACGACAGCGCCUCCGACAGCACCUCCUACUAUGCGGAAUACGAUCCCUUUGAUUUCCUGUACAGCGGGGAUUGUGGCACCCAGUAUUCGGAUCCCAUGUACGAGGCUGUCAAUCGGUGGGACAAAACUGCAGCCACCGUGAGUCCGAAUGUUAGCCUGAUUGGUUGGCGUCAAGACUAUCUCUCGCAACCAUCCCCAUCUCCAUCUCCAUCUACCUCGCAUCAUGUGGAGAAAGAGUUACAUUUGUCUGAGAAUGGAGAAUCGGGUAGCAUCUCGCCGCCACCACCGUUGCCGCCAAGAAACCAGCAGUUGUAUGAAAUAAACCAGGCUCCAUCGAUCACCUCGAGGCCAGAUCAUCAAUCCACCAAGUUCACGGACAGUUAUACCUCCAGCAUCCCAGCAAACGUGGUUUUGGAUCGUCGGAAAACUUGUACGCGUCUUUACGAACUAAUCAGCGAUCAGCGCACAGAUGAUGCUGAGCUGCUGGAGUUCUAUCACAUGGUAAAGGAGCUGAGAGCACGCUAUCCGCACGAUGAUGCGCCCACCAAUGUGGGACAUGUGGUGGCCGCCGAGUUCAACUAUCACUACAUAAUGGACACCAGCAUUAAGGUGAUUGUGCAUCCGGCUUUAAAUACGCUCCAGCCGCAUAUCUUGGCUGCAUCGAUGGCUAAGGAGCAAGUGAAGGGUUAUGGCACGCCUGUAACCUUUACAUGUGAUAUUGACUCAGUGGUGGCCCAAGUGGUGGCCCAGGCUUUGGCCUCUCUUGAGGGUCAGGUCAAGGGCACAGUCACCGAUUAUGUAGUCAAGCCCAUCGGUCUCUUGGAGUGGCUGGCGCCCACCUCCAAGCUCAGCCAGCUGGAGUGCGUUCACAAUAGCUUCCAGCUGGAAAAAGAUGUGCACCUGGGUCUGUGCCUAAGCACAACGGCCAACAUGCAGGCCAUAGCUCGCACGGAGAGAGAUGAUGAGCAUGAUGCUGAUCUUCUGCCCGAGCAGCUGCUGCCCAACGAGGUGGUGCCCAUUGUUACCUACGACAACAUGAUGAUACUCAUCGAAACCCUCGAGAUGGAGAUUGAUAAGCUGGAGUCGGCGGCUGACGGAGCACCCGGCAGGAGUGUGGUCAGCUGCUCAGGUGUUGUGCAGGCAGUGAAGGCCAUCUGUGCCUUGCUGGGCAGCAUCGAUACCAUGGAGAUAGCUCGCUGUGUGGCCGAUCUGAAGCGCAUUUGCGAGGUGGAGCAAACCAAAUAUGCAGCGGCGGGGGCCAGCAAUCCAGAGAUAGUCAGUGAUUAUGGUGACUAUGCGCAAGUUGUGCUGCGUCCGCGUUCUCUUCUUGAGCAGAUCAAGAUGAAGUGCAAUGAGCUAAGGGAUGCCGUGCAGGAGCUGGUUGAGCUGUAUGCCAAUGUGUUCCGCGUGGCCUUCUCCGUAAAGACUCCUGAUUACACAACAACUCCCAUUCCCAUCUCCUGUGUGUCCAAGCCCAUUGUGGUCUGCAUCAGCUGCCUUCAUCGGCCGCCGCCCAACUGGAAGUACGAGGAUUACUCUCUGUGUGUGCAAAUCGUGUAUGGUACACGUCUGUUGUCCAAGCCUAAUGUGUUGACCUGCUCGAAUGACACCAGCGGAGGCCUGUUUCCACGCCUCAAUUUCAGUGCCUGGUUGACCUUCGAUCAGCAUCCCAUUUGCACUCUGCCAAGGGAGGCUCGGCUUACGUUCGUCUUGUAUGGAAAGCAGGCAGCCAGCGAAGGUGAUCCCAACUCGGAGCAGAACGGGGAGCGCCGGCAGGUGACCACUGAGCUGGGCUGGUGCUCCAUCCAGCUGUUUGACUUUAAAAGAGUCAUGAUCUGUGGUCCCUACCUGCUUUCUCUGUGGCCUCCAACAACGGAUAAGAUGUUGGGACCCGCUCCAGCGCGUGGCUGUCAUCCGCAUCCUGAUUUCUGUCCUGUUUUAAGUAUCGAGGUGCCCCCAUACGGUGGCCGCAUUGAGUUUCCCGAGCAUCAGGAGGUGCCCAAGCCUGCGCCACACUAUGACUUUGCCUCGCUCGAUGCCAAUCUGCAGGAGGAGCUGCUAGACACCGCCGAGCUGGGCUACUCUGGAGCCACAGAGCGACGAGAGGUUUUCUGGGAGAAACGUUUGUAUCUGCAAAACUAUCCCAAUGCCCUGCCCAAGGUCCUGCAUGCCGCUCAUAGCUGGGACUAUGCGAAUCUGAUUGAUCUGCAUGCUUUGCUGCACUCGUGGGCCCCGUUGUCACCUCUACAGGCUCUCGAGCUGUUGCUUCCUCGUUACCCAGAUGCCAAAGUACGUGAAAAGGCUGUGGAGUGGAUUUCCAAGAUGCCCAACGAUCAGUUGGUGGACUUUCUGCCCCAACUCGUGCAGAGCCUCAAGCAUGAUACCUACGAGGGCUCGGCGAUGGCUCGUUUCCUGCUGGCCAAGUGCCUGGAGUCGCCUCGUUUCGCCCACCACAUGUACUGGCUUUUAGUGCACAGUUUGCCAGAUGAUCCGCACAACUCUAUUGGCGCCGCUAUGGUGGAUCAGGAUUACGAUGAGUCGCAGGUCACACAGGCGCGGUAUUACCGAAGGAACAAGAUGAUGCUGCGUGCUCUGAUGGCCAUCUGUGGCGAGAAGAUGUUGCAGCGAUUUAUGUACCAGCAUCGAAUGUGUCAAAAACUCACAACCAUAGCGGAGUCUGUCAAGGAGGCCAAGGAAUCGAUGCGUCAAAAGAGCUUAGCUGCUGGCAUGGACGAGGUGCACCAGGAUCUGCUGGAGAAGCCCACUUGCCUGCCACUAGGACCUGAACUGGAGGUUACAGGCGUGAGUGUGCGCAAUUGCAGCUACUUUAACUCCAACACCUUGCCGCUAAAAAUUACCUUCGUGGGACCUGAUGCCGAGUCGCUGCCGGCCAUCUUUAAGUGCGGAGACGACCUGCAGCAGGAUCAGUUGACCAUCCAACUGAUUAGGAUCAUGAACAAAAUGUGGCUGGCCGAGCGAUUGGACCUGAAAAUGGUCACCUUCAACUGUGUGCCCACGGGCUACAAGAGCGGCAUGAUUGAGCUGGUCAAUGAGGCGGAGACCUUGCGAAAAAUCCAAGUCGAGUGCGGUUUAACGGGCUCCUUCAAGGAUCGACCCAUUGCCGAGUGGCUGGGCAAGCAGAAUCCCAGUCCGUUGGAGUAUCAGAGUGCCGUGCGAAACUUUACGCUCUCGUGUGCUGGCUACAGCGUGGCCACCUAUGUGCUGGGCAUCUGUGACCGGCACAAUGACAACAUUAUGCUAAAGACCUCGGGUCACCUAUUCCACAUAGAUUUUGGCAAGUUCCUGGGCGAUGCGCAGAUGUUUGGCAACUUUAAGAGAGAUCGCACUCCCUUUGUGCUGACCUCCGACAUGGCGUAUGUGAUUAAUGGUGGCGACAAGCCCUCUACUGACUUCCAUUACUUUGUGGACCUGUGCUGUCGGGCCUUUAAUAUUGUGAGGAAAAAUGCAGAUCUGCUGCUGCAUACCUUGGCCCACAUGGCCACCGCCGGCAUGCCUGGUGUCAAUUCCAAUGCUGUGACCUAUGUGCGGCGUGCCCUGCUGCCCUCGCAAUCGAAUCCCGAGGCGGCGGCCACCUUUGCCAAGAUGAUACAAUCCUCGCUAAAGAGCUGGUUCACGCAGUUUAAUUUCUUUCUGCACAAUCUGGCCCAGAUGAGGUUCACCGCCGACGAGGGCACUGGGGAGUUGCUGUCGUUUGUGCCGCGGAAAUACACUAUGCAACAAGAUGGCCGCUUGAAGAUUGUCAAGGUGGUGUGCUUCCAGAAGCAUUACAGCAUGGAGAAGUUUUAUAUGUAUAUUCUGGAAGUGACGCGGCAUGGGCAGCCCGUUCCUACGCAUUUGUUUCGCUCGUAUAGGGAGUUUACCGAGUUCCAUCAGAAGCUAUGCAUGCACUUUCCGCUGGUUAAGCUGCACAGUCUUCCUGCUGGCGUGCAUGUGGGAAGGUCCAACAUCAAGUCAGUGGCCGAGAAACGACUACCUCUGAUACAGCGAUUCCUAAAAUCGCUGUUCGAUGCCUCCGAGGAAAUAGCUCACUCCGAGCUUGUGUACACUUUCUUCCAUCCGCUGCUGCGUGAUCAGCAGGAGGCCAAACUGGGGAUGCCGAAGAUAAAGGAGGUGAAGCGACAACCCUCGCGAGAUAAUCCCAACGAGAUUGGCCAAAUUCGACUAUCGCUGCAAUAUCAACGCGGCGUACUUACUGUGAUGAUACACCACGCCAAAGGACUGCCCAUGCUACAGGGCGGUCAGGAGCCCAACACUUAUGUGAAGUGCUACCUAAAACCGGAUCCCAAAAAGGAGACCAAACGCAAGACCAAAGUGGUGCGCAAGACCUGUGUUCCCAGUUUCAUGGAAACGCUGGAGUACCGAAUGCCCCUGAAUAUCAUUCAAGAGCGGCGACUGCAGGUCACCGUCUGGUCACACGAUACGCUGCAGGAAAACGAACUGCUGGGAGGCUUCGAGCUGGAUCUGUCCAAGCUCGAUCUGCGGCAGGAGCUCUGCGAUUGGCAUCGCUUGGUUUCAGUGCCCAGGAAUUGACCACACCGACAAUCAGGCCUAGGAUUAAAGCAAUACUAAUAUACAUUUCUGUGCCUGUCUCCUCUUGAUCGCAAUAAUACUUACUUACUCGACGUGAUUGUACAUUCCAUACGCAUAUAUCUAUAUUAUAAAUAACUCAAUAGACGGUAGAAGUGUUAUUUCUUUCGAUUUUUGCCCCCAAAUGUAUGUACAUAUUCUAUACCCACCUCACAUUCAGCACAUUCUUUUGUUUAAUUAAAUUUUAAAAUUAAUUAAAUUAAACUUUUAAUUAUACAAAUCUAAAGUUUAACUUUGCACACAUUUUAUUGAUUGGUAUAUUUGAAAUUAUACAGAAAAUUAUACAGAAACAAAAUAAAUUGUACUUGGUGAAUGCAGCAAGUUUGAUUGUAUUUCUAGUUUUUAAAAACAAACAAAACAUUCUCUAUUAGAUUUUCCCGCUAAAUACUUAUGCUCCUGGAGUAGUCACACCAAGUUCAGUAUUAUGGCUAAGAAACUACUUGUUUAAGAGAUUAUAAAACUCGCUUUUUAGCACAGAAAACUGGUGAGGUAAAUAUGGAAAUUAAAGUAAACAGACGAGAAUCAGGCCAAAUAUGUUUUUGAUUUAUUUUAGAAACGUUUGAAGAUAACGAAAAAUCUAACUUUUACACAGGAACCGUAAUCAUUAUAAGUGAAAAAAUAAAUCUAUUGAUUUUAAUAAAUUCUUUUAAAAUAUAAUUUUAUAUUGAUAUAAUCGUUCAAAGAAUAAUUAUUCUUAUUUUGUGCAAAAAAUAAUUAUUUUUAAUAUAAUCAUUAUUUUUUGAGCGAUCUCGUUGCUCCAAGUGUAUGAUUGUUUUAUUAUUUACGGUUCCUGCUUUUAUACACAUUCAGCUUUACGCACAAAAAAAUUAUUAAAAAUUAAAUAAAUCUUCACCAACAUUUCAGUGUCUCUAUGAGAUUACCUCCAUCUGGGUCUUGACUCUAAAAUACUUACAACAAAUUAAGCAACAGGCUACCAGGCAAUAGUAAAUAACUAUCAAAGAGAUCAAGUACUAAAAGUGUCUUAACAAAUCUAACGAAUAUUGUAAAGUAUGUAUAAGAUUAAUGCAGAUUAUAUUUUUAUAAAAAAAACAAAAAACAAGUUUUAGAGCUACAUCUGCCUGAGUAUUUUAAAUAAAAACUCUUCGAUACUGAUUAAUAAAUUUAUGUGUACUGUAACAAUUAAUAAUUGUAUAUUUAUGUGUGAACAAAUUAAUACGGAAAUUUAGGAAAUACAAUUCAAUCUUUCUGUAAACAAAUUGUACAAUUUAUAAAGUAAAAAAUAAAACUUUUUUUUCGGCACAAAUAAAUGGGCAUAACAAAAUAAA